AUGGGACGUAGCGGAAAGGGCCCCAAAAACAACAAGCAAAAACUGGCUCCCGAGAAGGAGAGGUUCAUCCAAUGCUGUUCGGACAUCACUUUAGAGUUGACCAGCUCUUUGACCUCGGGUACUACUAGAGAAAUAAACCUGAACGGCUUGAUUACCAAGUACUCCAAGAAAUACAAGCUGAGGCAGCAGCCAAGACUCACGGACGUUAUUAAUGCCAUCCCAGACCAGUACAAGAAGUAUCUGCUUCCGAAAUUGAAGGCUAAACCGGUGAGAACUGCAUCAGGGAUUGCAGUCAUUGCAGUCAUGUGUAAGCCUCAUCGUUGCCCGCAUAUCGCGUAUACGGGUAACAUCUGUGUCUACUGUCCUGGCGGUCCGGAUUCGGAUUUCGAGUACUCAACCCAGUCGUAUACCGGUUAUGAGCCUACCUCGAUGCGAGCUAUCAGGGCUCGUUAUGAUCCGUACGAACAGGCUCGCGGGAGAAUCGAGCAGUUGAAGCAGCUGGGACACUCGAUUGAUAAGGUUGAGUAUAUUAUUAUGGGUGGCACUUUUAUGUCCCUUCCCAAGGACUAUCGAGAAGAUUUCAUUGUUAAACUUCACAACGCGCUGUCUGGUUUCAAUGGCAACGACAUUACCGAGGCAAUCCAAUAUUCGCAGCAAAGUUUGACCAAAUGUGUUGGUAUAACGAUUGAAACGAGACCCGAUUACUGUACUCAAACGCAUCUAGACGAUAUGUUGAAGUAUGGUUGUACAAGACUGGAGAUCGGCGUCCAAUCGCUUUAUGAAGAUGUGGCCCGUGACACGAAUAGAGGGCACACCGUGAAAGCAGUCUGCGAAACGUUCAGCGUUGCAAAGGAUGCAGGAUACAAGGUUGUCUCUCACAUGAUGCCUGAUCUCCCCAACGUGGGCAUGGAGAGGGACAUUGAGCAGUUCAAAGAGUAUUUUGAGAACCCAGCGUUCAGGACGGACGGGCUGAAGAUCUACCCUACUUUAGUCAUCAGAGGCACUGGUCUGUAUGAGCUGUGGAAGACCGGCAGAUAUAAGUCGUACAACGCCAACGCCCUGGUGGAUCUCGUGGCAAGAAUCAUGGCGCUUGUUCCGCCUUGGACCAGAAUCUACCGUGUUCAAAGAGAUAUCCCUAUGCCUCUAGUCACAUCUGGUGUUGACAACGGUAACCUAAGAGAGUUGGCUUUAGCGAGGAUGAAAGAUUUUGGCACCAAAUGUCGAGAUGUAAGGACGAGAGAAGUUGGCAUCCAGGAGGUUCAUCACAAGGUUCAACCCGAUCAGGUGGAAUUGAUCAGAAGGGAUUACUACGCCAACGGAGGUUGGGAGACUUUCCUGUCGUACGAGGAUCCCAAGAAGGAUAUCCUGAUCGGUCUGCUGAGAUUGAGGAAGGCAUCGAAGAAAUACACAUACAGAAAGGAAUUCACCUCUCAGAGAACGUCGAUCGUUAGAGAGCUGCAUGUCUACGGAUCCGUGGUACCUUUGCACUCCAGGGAUCCUCGCAAAUUUCAACAUCAGGGUUUCGGUACUCUUUUGAUGGAGGAAGCGGAGCGGAUAGCCCUGGAAGAGCAUGGCUCUGAGAAAAUUUCGGUCAUUUCCGGUGUUGGAGUAAGAACGUACUACGGUAAGCUAGGCUACGAACUUGAUGGACCUUACAUGUCGAAGAAACUCGUACCCUCUUACUGA
Molecule: messenger RNA, 1686 nt
Organism: Torulaspora globosa
Lineage: Eukaryota; Fungi; Ascomycota; Saccharomycetes; Saccharomycetales; Saccharomycetaceae
Gene: ELP3
Product: Elongator subunit ELP3
Exons: 1
Coding region: 1-1686 (561 amino acids)
Biological process (GO): tRNA wobble base 5-methoxycarbonylmethyl-2-thiouridinylation
Cellular component (GO): elongator holoenzyme complex; nucleus; cytoplasm
Molecular function (GO): iron-sulfur cluster binding; acyltransferase activity, transferring groups other than amino-acyl groups
Source: RefSeq, a predicted model, not a curated record